AAAUGACAACUGACAGUCCGCAAUAUAAGAGCGCAAUGGGUGGUCGUAUAAAUUUUGAAUUUUAUAUUUAGUGCUUAUAUAUUUUAAUUUGUGCGUAAACUAAAUAUUAACAAUGAGACACAAGUAGAAAAAUAAAAGUGGAGUUUUAAUAGUCUGUGAUACGAGUACGCGACUCGGUCUUGCGCUUUCUAAUUUUCCAUUCUUUAUUUGAAAUCGCGAAGUGUUGAACGAGAAAAUUUUGAAUUAAAAUUAGAUUUUUAACAUAAAAUUGUAUUAAAAAUCGCAAUGGAUAUGUCAGAAGAUAGGAAUAACGCAAUGGAAGCGAGGAAAGAACCAUUCUGGGUGUUUGGUUAUGGUUCCUUAUGCUGGAACCCAGGGUUUCAGUACCAGCAAUCAAUCACCGGCUACGUGAAAGGAUUCUCAAGAAGAUUUUGGCAAGGCAACACUACUCACCGAGGGACCGAAUCGAAGCCUGGCCGAGUCGCGACGCUCAUCGAGGAUAAGGAAGGCAUCACCUGGGGCAAAGCAUUCCUGAUAUCAGCGGACGACAACGCAGCCCUACCAUACCUUUCCACCAGGGAAUGCAAGCUCGGUGGUUAUAGAACUCACACAGUCAACUUCCACCCUCGCCCCAACCUAUUCGGUUCAUCAUCUUCCUCGCUUAGUAUCACAGAAAAGAAGAACGCUCUUCUAUACAUCGCGGUGCCCGAAAACAAGCAUUGGUUAGGCGCAGCUCCCUUACCUGAUAUAGCUAAACAAAUUCUAGAAUGCCAUGGGCAAUCCGGUCCAAAUGCAGAAUACCUUUUAAGGCUAGCAGACUUUAUGAGGGAAGAAAUCCCUGAGGCGUUGGACGAACACCUAUUUUCUUUAGAAAGGUUGGUCAGAAAAUUCGCUUCUGACAUGAAGAUCUGUUUGAGAACGCUGAUGGGUGAGGAACCUCAGGAGGAGAAGCAAGAAGUCAAAGCUGUGGUGCCCAGCUACCAAUUCGCGUCCAGAAUUCCAGAGAAGAAAUUACGUUGUGUCAAUAUGUGAUAUAAGAGUCAAGUUAGAUCGCCAUGGACAAUUCGGAUAGUGAUUGUAACUUUGUUAGCCAGUGUCGUUGAUGAAAUGUUGACUGAGGUAAAUAGUUACGGUUUGACCAUUAUUUUGUAAUGUAUUGAAAAUGUUUUAAUACAAUUUGACGUAAUUUCGUAAUAAAAUCGGCCUAGCUGCGCUUUGUAUGAUAAAUACUCUUAAGAGAAAUUUUGCUAUGAAUAUUUUAUAAGAGCUGCGAGAUAUUAGUUUAUAAUGCUUGACUUUUUAACGCUUUUGACAUAGAUUGUCAUCACUUUGUCUUGAUCGGGUACUAGAUAGUAAUGAAAUUGACAUUUUUACAUGUGAUAAAUGAAUUGUUUUUGUAAAACAGAUAUAAAAAGUUUAUUUAGUUACAUUAAUGGUUGAAAACCAUUUAAAACAUUUCGUUUUUACUUCAAAAUCUAAUUGACAUUUAAUUAAUAAAAUAUGACUAUGCAAUAUAAUUUCAUUUUUUAAUAAUGUUUCAUUAAAUAAUGUUAAAAACUUUAAAAGAUUUAUUUUUACAACGCUAACAGUGUUGCUUUAUCUCAAAACGUAAGUUUUGAAAUCAAUUUGACAGAUUAAAAAUACCUAUUUAAGUGUAAAUUAUUUAUCAUUUGUAAAACGACACCAUUUUUGUAAAGCUGGACUUUACUCAAUAAAAUACUAUAAUAGCGAUGAGAAAUAAAAUACAUGUGUUGACUAAAUCGAAUAAAUAAUUAAAAUCGAAUCUAAAUGUUAAUUAUUUUGACUACAAACUUCUGUUCAAUUAUUUUGAAAGCAAUUUAUAAGUUGCUUGUACAAAACUAUAAUUAUAAUGUAAUGUAUAUUUGCUUACUAUAAUCUUUUAAAUAAUAAAACGCACGUAAAUAUAUAUAACAUGUUGAUAUAAAUGGCAUAAUUUAUUUCAUUGUUAAUAUUAUUUUUUAUUACUUAAAUUAAAAUUGGCAACAUGUAAUUUUUUUUCUUUCAUUUUAUGUUUUAUUUUAUAUUAAUUAAUUAAUUAAUUACAAAAUUGUUUAAACUAUUUAUCUUUAAUUAUUUAAGCUAGUAACAUUUCAUAAACAACGCACAAACAAAAAACAAAACCAAAUAAUUAUGUAAUAAAUAAGUAUUAUCUACGAAUCUAGAAUUUAAUUUAAGUUUAUUUUUGUGAUUAAAAUUAUUAUUUCAAAAAAUAUUUGUGUUUUUAUUUGUAUAAAAUAAGUGUCUAUGAUUAUGUUUCGCUGUAUUGUUGAUUUAUUUAAAUGUGAAUACAAAAUAUUAUGUUUUAUUUUUAAAUGUAUAAAGUAUAAUGUUUUAUUUUUAAAUGUAUAAAAUCGCUAGAUUCGUAAAGACUUGUGAUAGCAGAAGAAAGAAAGAAAGUAGAAAUAAUUAUAUUAAAGUGUAAUUCAAACAAAAAUUGUGUACGUUUAAAUUAGCAUAAUUUUUGUAUGACUUUGUAUGUUAACUUAAGGCGAUGCCAUAAUGUACUGACAAAAAUAUAAAAUGUAUGAAUAUA
Spodoptera frugiperda (fall armyworm) is the source of this 2554-nucleotide messenger RNA. RefSeq names its product putative glutathione-specific gamma-glutamylcyclotransferase 2. Gene Ontology annotation, biological process: glutathione catabolic process. Lineage: Eukaryota; Metazoa; Arthropoda; Insecta; Lepidoptera; Noctuidae. Gene Ontology annotation, cellular component: cytoplasm. Gene Ontology annotation, molecular function: glutathione specific gamma-glutamylcyclotransferase activity; gamma-glutamylcyclotransferase activity. The record is from RefSeq and is a predicted model, not a curated record. The transcript has 3 exons. The coding region runs from base 286 to 1032 and encodes 248 amino acids.